Oryctolagus cuniculus (rabbit) is the source of this 2625-nucleotide messenger RNA. RefSeq names its product threonyl-tRNA synthetase 1 (gene TARS1). The record is from RefSeq and is a predicted model, not a curated record. Gene Ontology annotation, molecular function: ATP binding; threonine-tRNA ligase activity. NCBI's taxonomy places the organism in Eukaryota, Metazoa, Chordata, Mammalia, Lagomorpha, Leporidae. Gene Ontology annotation, biological process: threonyl-tRNA aminoacylation. Gene Ontology annotation, cellular component: cytoplasm; mitochondrion.
GCAGGCGCCUGCAGGUUGCAUCAGCUGGUGCGCCAGGGGCAACGUGGUGCGAGCGCCGUCUUCCUCGGAGACCAGGGCGCGCUUCUGCCCGGCCUCCGCCUUCCUCCAGACCUUCGCUCGCGGCUCUGCGUAGUCCGAUGUUAGAGGAAGCGGCCAGCAGCCCUUCAGGGAAGAUGGGAGGCGAGGAGAAGUCGGAAGGUGCUGGUGAGGAGAAGAGGAAGGAAGGAGGCAAGAAGAAGAACAAAGAGGGAUCUGGAGAUGGAGGGCGAGCAGAGUUGAACCCCUGGCCUGAAUAUAUUAACACACGUCUUGAGAUGUAUAAUAAACUAAAAGCAGAACAUGAUUCCAUCCUGGCAGAAAAGGCGGAGAAACACAGCAAGCCAAUUAAAGUCACUCUGCCUGAUGGCAAACAGGUCGAUGCAGAAUCCUGGAAGACUACACCUUAUCAAAUUGCAUGUGGAAUUAGUCAAGGCCUGGCUGACAAUACUGUUAUUGCUAAAGUGAAUAAAGUUGUCUGGGACCUAGACCGCCCAUUGGAGGAAGAUUGUACCUUGGAACUUCUCAAGUUUGAGGAUGAGGAAGCUCAGGCCGUCUAUUGGCACUCCAGUGCUCACAUUAUGGGUGAGGCUAUGGAGAGAGUCUAUGGUGGAUGUUUAUGCUAUGGGCCACCCAUAGAGAAUGGGUUCUAUUACGACAUGUACCUUGAAGAAGGGGGUGUGUCCAGCAAUGACUUCGCUUCCUUGGAGACUGUAUGUAAGAAAAUCAUGAAAGAAAAACAAGCUUUUGAAAGAUUAGAAGUUAAGAAAGAAACUUUAUUGGAAAUGUUUAAGUACAACAAGUUCAAAUGCCGGAUACUUAAUGAAAAAGUGAAUACCCCAACUACUACAGUCUAUAGAUGUGGCCCCUUGAUAGACCUCUGCCGGGGUCCUCAUGUGAGACACACAGGAAAAAUUAAGACUUUAAAAAUACACAAAAAUUCCUCCACAUAUUGGGAAGGCAAAGCAGAUAUGGAGACUCUGCAGAGAAUUUACGGCAUUUCAUUCCCAGAUCCCAAAAUGUUGAAAGAGUGGGAAAAGUUCCAGGAGGAAGCUAAAAACCGAGAUCAUAGGAAAAUUGGGAGGGACCAGGAACUCUAUUUCUUCCAUGAACUUAGCCCUGGAAGUUGCUUUUUCCUGCCAAAGGGAGCCUAUAUUUAUAACACACUUAUGGAAUUCAUCAGGAGUGAAUAUAGGAAAAGAGGAUUCCAGGAGGUUGUCACCCCAAACAUCUACAACAGCCGACUGUGGAUGACCUCAGGCCACUGGCAGCACUACAGUGAGAACAUGUUCUCCUUUGAGGUGGAGAAGGAGCUGUUUGCUCUUAAACCCAUGAACUGCCCAGGACACUGCCUUAUGUUUGACCAUCGGCCAAGAUCCUGGCGGGAGUUGCCCCUGCGCGUUGCUGAUUUUGGGGUCCUACAUAGGAAUGAACUGUCAGGGGCACUCACAGGACUUACCCGGGUACGAAGAUUCCAGCAGGAUGAUGCUCACAUAUUCUGUGCCAUGGAGCAGAUUGAAGAUGAAAUAAAAGGUUGUUUGGAUUUUCUACGAACAGUAUAUAAUGUAUUUGGAUUUUCUUUUAAACUGAACCUUUCUACUCGCCCUGAAAAAUUCCUUGGAGAUAUUGAAGUAUGGAAUCAAGCUGAGAAACAACUUGAAAACAGUCUGAAUGAAUUUGGUGAAAAGUGGGAGUUAAACCCUGGAGAUGGAGCUUUUUAUGGUCCAAAGAUUGACAUACAGAUUAAAGAUGCAAUUGGUCGGUACCAUCAGUGUGCCACCAUCCAGCUGGAUUUUCAGCUGCCCAUCCGCUUUAAUCUUACCUUUGUAAGCCAUGAUGGUGAUGACAAGAAGAGGCCAGUGAUUAUUCAUCGUGCCAUCCUGGGGUCUGUGGAGAGAAUGAUUGCCAUCCUCACAGAAAACUAUGGGGGGAAAUGGCCCUUCUGGCUGUCUCCUCGCCAGGUAAUGGUCGUUCCAGUGGGGCCAACCUGUGAUGAAUAUGCUCAAAAGGUCCGGCAGCAGUUCCAUGAUGCUAAGUUCAUGGCGGACAUUGACCUGGAUGCUGGCUGUACACUGAAUAAGAAGAUCAGGAACGCACAGUUAGCCCAGUAUAACUUCAUCCUGGUUGUUGGUGAAAAAGAGAAAACCAGUGGCACAGUUAAUAUCCGUACCAGAGAUAAUAAGGUCCAUGGGGAGCGCACCAUUUCUGAAACCAUCGAGCGGCUACAGCAGCUUAAGCAGUCCCGUAGCAAGCAGGCAGAGGAAGAAUUUUAACGCAGACUGGACUACUGGAAGAGGAUGAUCAGUGUUUCCAUCACAGUAAUUUAUACUGAACUUGGAAAAAUUAGGCAGAAUCGACUCUUUCAACCCAGACAGGUUUUAGACAAUGUGUAAUUUAAGGGAUUAGAGAGCCAUCAAAAUGAUUUUAUUUGUAAAAAUCUGGUGAAAAUAAAAAACCACAAUGAAUGAUUUAGUGUAAUGUGGGAGAAAUCUUUUUGUAAAUUAAAUUUAGUUGAAACAUUCAACAAGCCAGAAAAGCUACAAUUUGGAUUAUGGUAUAAAAAUAAAAAAAUGUUCAUUCACAAACUAA